Gadus chalcogrammus (walleye pollock) is the source of this 698-nucleotide messenger RNA. RefSeq names its product arf-GAP with coiled-coil, ANK repeat and PH domain-containing protein 1-like. The transcript has 5 exons. The coding region runs from base 198 to 698 and encodes 166 amino acids. The record is from RefSeq and is a predicted model, not a curated record. Gene Ontology annotation, molecular function: protein binding; GTPase activator activity. NCBI's taxonomy places the organism in Eukaryota, Metazoa, Chordata, Actinopteri, Gadiformes, Gadidae.
CACCACUUCAACACUCCACCCAUCCUGAUCCAUCUCCUGCACAACUUCCUCAGUGACAGACGGCAAGCUGUUCGGCUGAGGAAGGCCAGCAGCAGCAGCAGGAUGAGGAGGAGGAGGAUGAGGAGGAGGAGGACCUCAGCACUCUGCACCCCGGGGCUCUGCUGUACCGCUCGGCGGGCCGGCCCAACUUCCUGGUGAUGGCGGACGCCCUGGCCCACGGCGCCGACGUCAACUGGCUGAACGCCGCCAAAGACUCCCGCAGCCCCCUGCUGCAGGCCGUGACCGCGAACUCCCUGGCGGCGUGUGAGUUCCUGCUGCAGAACGGAGCGAGUGUCAACCAGGCCGACGCCCACGGCAGAGGACCCCUGCACCACGCCACCGUGCUGGGCCACACCGGGCUGGUGUGUCUGUUCCUGAAGAGGGGCGCCGACUACAAUGCCAAGGACAAGUACCAGAAGGACCCCAUCGGCAUCGCCGUGGAGAACGCCAACGCCGACAUCGUCACCCUGCUGCGCAUCGCCAAGAUGUACAAGGAGAUGCGGGAGACGGAGGGAGGGUUCGGCCAAUCAGGUCACUCCAGGGAGCAGGGCUGGGGGGGCUCUGGGGGGGGGGCGGGACACGUGGCGGGGACAACCAGGCGGAACCUGCAGGCCCUGAAGAACCAUAUCAGCGGGUGGGCUCUGGGGGGCGCCGACUGA